Ostertagia ostertagi is the source of this 2229-nucleotide messenger RNA. The record is from the annotation of a GenBank genome assembly. Lineage: Eukaryota; Metazoa; Nematoda; Chromadorea; Rhabditida; Trichostrongylidae.
AUGACUCUACUGCGAGCAGCCGCCCAUUUGUUCUACCUCGUCUUCUGGCACAACAGUAGCGGCCGAACCCCCGCCACAUCUGGUGCAUCGGCCGGAGUAGCAGAUUCGACGGAGGCAGAAGCUAGAAGAAGACCUCCAACGACUCAAGAGCGUAAGUCGAAACUUUUCAUGACGUCUUCCUUGUCAGUUCGCCAAGGGCUCUUGACUCGAUCCAUUCAUCGCCUGUCCUCGGUCAUUCGUAGUCACGAAGAUCUUCUUGCACAAUCAGGCACACGAGAAGAUGAGGAAGUGGAGGAUCGCGCUAGAAGAAUCAGACGAGCAAUUGUAGCAAUCGAAGCUGAAUUAGGCACCCUUGAAAGCUCCUUGGAUAAAUAUGCCAAAGCUGCCGACAGUCUGGACGCAGAAUUACUCAGUUCGUCGGAAAUUUCGCAAAGGAUUGACACCAACAUCGAAGCAGCACAGGAACUGCUUGAUCAAGCGCAAAAAGCGCUCACAACUCUCACAGUACUUCAGCAGGGAACGAAACCUCUUGAAGUACCUUCAGUUUCGGGAUCACCCCAAAUCUCAGAGGUAAAACUUGCACCAGUUCCCGUUCCCAAGUUCAGCGGUGAGAUUUGGGAAUGGGAAACUUUCUGGAAAGCGUUCGAACACACGAUUCAUUCGAAGAACAUCGACAACAUUUACAAACUCAAUUAUCUCAUGGACGCUCUUCAAGGAGCAGCUAAGCAAUCAGUGGAGCAAUUUCAAGUUUCAAGCGAAACAUAUCCUCUUGUCGGAGACACCCAAGCCCUAGUAGAUCGACUCUUGAAUAAACUUCAAUCAGCGAAAGCCAACAGCGAUAGUCUAGAAGACCAAGAAACCCUUUGCGAGCAACUCCUCUCCAUUACAUCACAACUUGAUCUUCACGGGGAGCACAUCGACAAUACGUUUCUACAAAGAGAGCUGCUUGGGAAAUUCUCCAUAGACGUCCAACGACAGAUCCUUCGGCAGAAACCAAAGCUGAAAACAGAAGAAACCUGGAGCACUAUGGCCCUUUUACGAACUGCAAAGGAAUUUGUCGAAGCCGAACUGAGAAUAAUCAGACAGGUGAAAAGUCAUAGCUCCAACAACAAGAGGAAGCGAGAUACGAGUGGGAUGGAGGAAAGAAAGUCUCCACUCAGCAGAAACUUCGCGAAAAAUCAACUAGCACCCUGCUUUUAUUGCGGAAAAACAGGGCAUCUAGCAAAGAACUGCACUGAGAUAUCAUCACUGGACCAACGUCUUGAAAUCAUAAAGGCUCAAAAGCUCUGCCGUAAUUGCGGACAAAAGGAUCACACUGCAGCAAAGUGUACCAAAGGAGCUUGUAGAGCAUGCGGAAUUACUGGUCACCACACUUCAAUCUGCAAGACUCUUUUUCCGCAGAACAAUCUUCAUACGUUUCAAAACCCGAGAAAACAAACAGAAAAAUCUACAGAGCUAAUAAAAUCGACAAACGUAAAUACAGCGGGUUUCGCCAAAGAUACAAAUUCAAAGCAAGAAACGGUACCCGACUGCAGCAGCCACGACAAUGUUAUGCUUCUGACAGGACAAGCGAAAGUACUCAACCCUACCACGGGAGCACUUGAAUCGAUUCAUAUCAUGCUUGAUACAGGAGCAGAUCGCUCAUUCAUCAGUGACGAGCUUGCAGAUCGGCUCCAACUAACGAACGUCGAUACUACGGAAUUGACAAUCAAUACGUUCGGAUCACAGAAACCGAUGAAAAGGACCUGUAGAAACACACUCAUGAAGUUGUGGGACGUGGAUGGAAAUCAACACACAUUCACGGUCACACGUAUUGGAACAAUCACGCCAACUUUGGCACGUUCUAGCCUCAGCAAGGAAGACAAGAAAUUUAUCUAUGAAAACGAGAUACAUCUAUCCAUUGAUCCAUCCAUAAAAAAGGUGCAGCCAACAGUUCUUCUUGGAUGCGCUGAUCUUUUCUCAAUUCUUGGAAAUGGAUUACAAAAGCAAUAUACGCUCCCGUCGGGAUUGAAAGUGAUCCCUUCUAAACUAGGGUACCUUAUAUCGGGGAGAAGUAAACUACAACAAGAUGAUGUUGGAAAACCACUCGUUCAAACAAUUCAUCAAGUAGAUACACAGCCAAUCAGACAAAAACCACAAUUGAGUAAUCUUCUCGAUGUAACUAAAACUGAACAAUCACCAACAACAGCACAUCACAAGGUCUCGCCGAAUCACCACCUCCCAGUAUAA